AUGUUACGUGCUUGUGGUGGGACAGGAUACAAGACACAUCUGGGUAUUGAACGACUGCUCAGAGAUGGCAAGGCUGCCUGGGUGUUGGGGCCCUCCAAAGAGAAGGUGAAGCAGAUAAUUGGCAAAACAGUGCUGGAAAACCAUGAGGUUGCUGACUUAUGUGGCAUGAUCAAGACGGUUGGUGGAGAGAACCACUAUCCUACCCUGAAGCCAGGAACUUGGGUGUCCCUUAUCCUUAAAUCCACCAUCACUAUUCGUGACAAGAUGGCCUCCUUUGUGUUUGCUUUGCCCGAAGACACAGACCACACAGGAUGCUUCCCAGGACAAUAUGUUGCUGCCGAGUCAAUCAUGAGCGGCAAGGAGCAUGUGCUUUACUUCUCACCUGUGUCUCCCCCUGAUCAUUUUGGCAUCACUGAAUUGGUGCUGAGGUUUGAAACCCAUGGCAUCAUGUCCCAACACUUCAAAGCACUAAAGCCAGGUGACAGGGUAGAGUUUCAGGGUUCUUGUGGAAGGUUCGAGUACACGCCGAACUAUCUACACGAGUUGCUUGCCUCCGGGGUAGGAAUCACAUCCCGCAUGCAUCUCGUCCGCUCCAUCCUGAAAAACUCAGCAGACAAAACCAACACGGACUUGCUUUACUUCACUGAAUACUACAAUGAGAUACUUUACAAAGAAGAAUUGGACAAGUAUAAAGGGUCCCACUGGUCUCUUGCAACGAUUAACAAGGUGAGGUCGCCACUCCAUUUUUACCUGCUCACAGAGACAGGAAUCGACAAACGCCCAACAGACGAAGGAGCCAAAGAAGCCCAGAGAAAAAACCUAGCUCUCAACAGGACACAAGCCACCAAGACGCCAUGA
Molecule: messenger RNA, 858 nt
Organism: Scylla paramamosain (green mud crab)
Lineage: Eukaryota; Metazoa; Arthropoda; Malacostraca; Decapoda; Portunidae
Exons: 8
Coding region: 1-858 (285 amino acids)
Molecular function (GO): oxidoreductase activity
Source: RefSeq, a predicted model, not a curated record